AUUGUGAAUAACGCGGCAAUGCGCCUUUGUUUACAUUUCCAUUUGCGUGUGGCUCAUUCGAGUCGUAGAUGCAUGAAAACAUUUAAUGCAUCUGAACAAUAAUGUACUCCAUAAGGGUAGUUUCUGUUGACUCUUAUCAAGCAGUACCCAUUCCCGAUGUCGAUCCAACUUUUUCACCGUUCCGAGGCAGUGACAUCAAGCAAGUGCCGAUUAUUAGAAUCUUUGGCAUUACUGCCAAUGGAGACAAAGUUUGUCUUCAUAUCCAUGGAGUUUUUCCCUACAUGUAUAUCCCUUAUACUGGUCAAAUAAGGGCAGAUAUUCAAGCUUACCAAUUAGCUGCGUCUAUUGAUUCAGCUAUCAAUGUAACUUUGGGAUCAGCUAAAACGAAUGCACAUCAUGUUUACAAAAUUCAGCAAGUAUCUGGAAUACCUUUUUAUGGAUAUCAUCGAAAGAAACAUCACUUCUUCAAAGUUUAUUAUUACAACCCUGCUAUGCAUAAACGAGCUACUGAUCUUUUACAAACUGGAUCUGUAAUGGGUCAGGUUUUUCAACCUUACGAAGCUCAUAUUUCCUUCACGUUACAAUUUAUGAUGGAUUACAAUAUAUACGGAAUGAGCAUGAUAAAUUUAAAACAUGCCAAACGUCGUCAUAGUAAAUCACUUCCUCUGGGUCAAAAUAUAUCACAGCCAAACUCUGAUUCAGUCUCUGAUAUACUGAAUAAUGAUAAAGACUACCUACCACAUUCGGUAACAAAGCAAAGUGUUUGUCAAAUUGAAAUAGAUGCAUGGGCAUCUGAUAUUGAAAAUCGAGAAGUGAUUGACAGUGGAAUUGAUUCUAAUCCAGGUAUAGCUGCUAUUUGGGCAGAAGAAAGAGCCAGACGAUCUAGAGCUGCAUUAGGUGGUGAUUCUCAAUUAACAAAUCCACCAAGUCCAGAAAGACCAAAAGAAUCAAAACUUCCUACUGAAAAUGAUAUUUAUCAUCACAAAAGACUGAUUCGACGUUUAGCAGUACUUGAAAUUCCAAGUAAUGAAAGUACGCUAUCUGCCAGUCCAAGAAAUAUACCAUAUCCUAUUCAAGUUCCUGAUAAUAGUAAUUUACUCGAUGCAUCUCAACUAGAAAUCCACGCUGGCCCGUUGGACUCAUCAGUAUUACCUAAAUCUCAAAAUAAAAUUCUUGAUGACUCAUUAUUGCUAACACAAACUCAACAUAUUUCCGAAGAAGCUUCUCUGGAUACAAGUGAUUUUAGUAUUUUGGAUAUGCUUUCAAGUUUAGGCGACAAUGAAGAAAAUCAAGACAUAAAUCCUAUAGAUUCAAAUAGUAUACUUGGUACCCAACAUUCACAAGCACCUUUAGAUGAUCACUUUCUGGAGCAGAUUGAUGGAGCAGAUGAAGAAGACGAUUAUGAUGAAGCUGAUGAUCUCAAUAUGACCAAUUUUCAAUUGGACAAUAUUCAUCGAACCCAGUGGGAGAAAUUUACAAAUCUUAAUGAUUCACAACCAGAAGCUGCGCGUCAGAGCGAUUCUCAAAUAAAUCUUGAACUAGAAUCUUUAAGUAACAGUGAAUCUACCUAUUCUUCAAACAAAAAAAUUCCUCAAGUGGAUGGACCUAUAGACGAUGAAAACAGUCAAAUAAAUCCGUCAGAAGUUGCUGAUUUGACAUUGGCUAGUGAAGAAUUUUUAAUUUGUGACUACAAAUCUGAUCGAGGAAGAAAAACCGGUAGUUUGAGUAGAUCUACAACGGUAACGCCAAGAAAACGAAAAAGAAUUUCUGGUAGUGAAGAUGAUGAUUCCUCAAACGGAAGUGCAAAAAAACGUCCCCGCACGCCGCGUUCGUCACCACUAAAAAGGAUGAUCAGUAAGUUGACGAGUCCAAGUUGUCCUAAUCGUACAUAUUCACCGAUUUGUGUCGAAAUAACAAAAACUCCAAAAAAUUCGCCUAUGAAUUCGCCAACUACUGGUGCUAAAAGUAACAUGCCUUUCGAUAAAAAUAUUAUUAAUCGGGCUUUCUACAGAAAGAAUAUUUUUUCGCCAAUUAAAGAAUCUGAGGAAGAGUCAUCAAGUAAAACUAAUACAUCAAUAGCAUCUAAGAUAAAAUCAAAUCUUUUUGGUACAAGCAAUAAAAAUUUACCGUCCUCACAAGUAAAAGACAAAUCGACGGAAAAUUUAAACGAUUUUACGUCUUCCGAACCAGCAUCUGAACCAAAACUAAUGUUUUCAAGUGUAAAUAAAAAUAAAUCUAUAGAAAUAGAAGAUGUCGGAUUAGCUGAAGAUUCUGAUGGCAAAUGGGUCUCACAACCGUUAAAUAAUUCAAAACGCGAAACUACUAUAGAAGGAAAUGAAAAGGGUUUAAUUGAUCAUGACAACGGCACGUCAAUGGAAAAUCGUUUACAAGCCCAAUUUCUCACUCAGCUAAGUAAUAAUGAACCACACACUCAAGUUGAAGAAGGCUUUGAAAGCGACAUGACAUUGGUUGAAGAUUCCGAUGAGUCAACCAACACGAUUACUCGUUCGCAGACUGGAGCAGUCGUAGUUAAAAAUUCUGUGAUAAUUAACGAUAGCGAUUUGAGUAACUCACAAAGUACUAGAUUCGAAAUUCAUAAUCACCACUUUGCAAGCCAAACUAUGCAUAGUUUGCAUAAAGAGUCAUCGUUGUCAAACUUAACGGGUAAUAGGCUUAGAAUUUUCUCUAAUCAAGAAAAUUUGCCACUAUCCCAAGAAGCAUCACAUAGUGUUAAAUUAUUAAAUCGCGAAGAAGUGAUUCCUACGACUCAUGAGGAUAUGAUCAAUUGUAAGUCCAAUAGUGAUGAAAAAAAUUUAGAUAAAGAGACUAGCCCCAUAAUUUCCGAUAAUUGCAAACUUCGCAUACCUUUCAAUUCUUCGCAAACAAAUGAUUCUACCAGCUCCAGCUCCAACUCCAGCUCCAGCUCCCACUCCAGCUCCAGCUCUAACUCCAGCUCCAACUCUAGCUCCAACUCUAGCUCCAACUCUAGCUCCAACUCUAACUCCAGCUCCAGCUCCUCCUCCUCCUCCUCCACCACUACCUCUACCUCCACAGAUGCUAGCUCCAGCUCUAAUGAUUCAAUUCCAGAGUUUAAUGAGUAUAUCGAAACAGUACCGGUUGAAUCACCUCCUAAUAGAAUAAGCAUAGAAAAAUGGCUCGAAGAAAGGAAAGAUGAACAAAAAAAUGAAAAGCUUAAAGAAGAAAAGAAACUUCGUGUUUUGAAAUCCCAAAAAUCUGGACUGUCAUCUAAAAGUGUUGUCUUUGAACCCAGUGUUGAUUUAUCGAGGAUAUUUUACGACACUGAGAGUAGCAUUAUUUCGAAACAUUUUGGAGUAUCUUGUGGACAAAUCGAGUUCACAAAUCGUAUUUCAAUGGCUAACGUAGGCCACGAAAAAUUGGGAAAUGAUAAAGCCAUGACGAAUCAUCAAUUCUUAACAACAUUCUGCUUGGAAGUGCACGUGAUAACGCGACCGAAUUUAUUACCAGACCCGCGGCAAGAUCCGAUCGGCGCUGUAUUUUACGCCAUUCACAACGAUGUACCUCCGGAUUGGACGAAAGCGAAAACCCUCGAGUGCGGCGUAAUAAUUGUCGAUCCAAAUGCUAAAAAUAAACAAGUUUCAGAGAACGAACAAACUCUCACCUACGUGGCAAAUGAAGUUGAAAUAUUUCAGGUCGUAGUGGAUGUCAUAUCCCGCAGUGAUCCGGAUAUUCUGAUCGGUUGGGACAUGGAGUUUCUGUCCUGGGGUUACAUGUUUCAACGCGCAUCGCUGUUGGGUAAGUCAUUGAGCGGUAAAAUAUCAAGAAUACCCAACGCUAAGUGUAAUUGGGAGACAGCUGCUGAUGAACCCAUACAAAUACAUCUAGAAAUAUUAGCUGAAGUCAGAUUACCUGGAAGAAUCGUACUUGAUAUAUGGAGAAUUAUGAGGCAUGAAAUCGCCCUGUACAGUUACACUUACGAGAGCUUAAUGUAUAACGUAUUAAGCGAACGCGUACCUCAUUGGAGUUUCGACGUCCUCACCAAAUGGUGGAAUACCCCAAACUCUCGCUGGCGAGUCAUUGAUCAUUAUUGCAAUAGAGUAAUUGGCGUCCAUCGAUUGCUUCAUCAUCUCGAUAUCAUAAAUCGCACAAGUGAACAUGCGAGACUUUAUGGCGUACAAUUUUUCGAAGUUUUUUCCCGUGGCUCGCAAUUUCGAGUCGAGUCGAUGAUGUUACGUCUGGCCAAGCCGAUGAACUACAUUCCAGUCUCACCGUCACCUCAUCAACGCGCUUGUAUGCGAGCACCUGAAUCACUACCUCUCAUUAUGGAGCCCGAAUCAACCAUGUAUCACGAUCCAGUGGUUGUCUUGGAUUUUCAGAGCUUGUAUCCAAGUAUAAUUAUAGCAUACAACUAUUGUUUUUCCACCUGUUUAGGACGCGUGGAUCUCAUCGGAUCACUCCACCCUUUCGAAUUUGGUUGCACAAACUUAAAGGUACCAAAAAAAUUGGCUCAGCACCUACAAAACAGAAUUAAUUACGCACCAUGUGGGGUUGCAUUUGUCAGGGAAGAUGUGAGAAAGGGAAUCUUGCCACGUAUGUUGACAGAAAUUCUCGAUACUAGGUUUAUGGUGAAAAAAGCUAUGAAAGAUCAUCCAAAAAGUGAUCGAGCUCUGCAAAGGGCUUUGCAUUCAAGGCAGCUUGGAUUGAAGCUCAUCGCCAAUGUUACCUACGGAUACACCGCUGCUAAUUUUAGCGGCCGUAUGCCAUGUAUCGAGGUAGGGGAUAGUGUCGUGAGCAAAGGUAAAGAAACGCUUGAGCGAGCAAUAAAAUUGGUAGAAUCAACAUCCAAAUGGGGGGCUCGAGUUAUCUAUGGAGAUACGGAUUCUCUAUUCAUUCUGUUAAAGGAUAAAACACGCGAAGAGGCAUUCGAUAUUGGUGCCCAAAUGGCUGAUGCCGUUACGGCAGCCAAUCCUAAACCGGUCAAAUUGAAAUUUGAAAAAGUCAUGCACCCAUGUAUUCUUCAAACCAAAAAAAGAUACUGCGGCUACAUGUACGAAAAUGUAAACGACAAGCCAGUUUAUUUAGCGAAAGGGAUUGAGACUGUACGGCGAGAUGGGUGCCCAGCUGUAGCCAAGAUAUUAGAAAAGUCUCUAAGGAUACUGUUCGAUACGAACGAUAUGUCGAAAGUAAAGGACUACGUAACUCGUCAACUAGAUAAAAUUCUUAGCGGCCGAGCCUCAAUACAGGAUUUGACGUUUGCCAAAGAAUUUCGGGGCAUGAAAGGAUAUAAGGCAGCAGCUUGUGUACCCUCAUUAGAAUUAACCAAGCGUAUGAUUCAAAAAGAUCCACGAGCCGUGCCGAGAACGGGUGCGCGUGUACCUUACAUCAUAGUGGCUGGUGCACCAAAUGAGCCUCUAAUAAAAUGCGUCAAAUCACCAAUGGAACUAAUUGAGGAUCCUUUUUUAAGGCCUAAUUCCAUAUACUACAUAACUAAAGUUAUCAUUCCUCCCUUAAAUAGAUGCAUAAAACUCAUUGGUGUUGAUGCUCUUACUUGGUUUAUGGAAAUGCCUCACCGCCAGGCACCCAAUAAAAUGCCUGCAGCUGCUUUGAUGAAAAUAUAUCAUAAGCAAAAAACUACAAUAUCUCAAUAUUUAUGUAAUGCAUCUUGUCCAUCCUGUGGACAGUCUUGUGAUAAAGGCAUUUGUGAAAACUGCGUUAAAAAUCAAAGUAGAAGUUUAGUAUCUCUACAUGAAAAAUGCAGGCAAUAUGAAAGAAUCCAUUCAAAUAGUAAAAUGAUCUGUAACUCUUGCAUUGGCAUAAUGGAUGCUGAUAGUUGUACUUCUCUAGAUUGUCCUAUUUUUUAUCGAAGAGUUCAGUCGCAGAGAGACAGUGCACAACUUCCAUAUUUGUAUGAUUUAAUUGAAUUAUUGGAAAACUUAUGAAACAAAAUGUUGUUGAUAAGUUUAAAAGUAUAAAGAAAAUUUUUAUGUCAAAAAAAAUUAAAAAAUGCCAUUUGACUUUUUCUAAAUAAUUUAUACAA
Molecule: messenger RNA, 6016 nt
Organism: Trichogramma pretiosum
Lineage: Eukaryota; Metazoa; Arthropoda; Insecta; Hymenoptera; Trichogrammatidae
Gene: DNApol-zeta
Product: DNA polymerase zeta catalytic subunit
Exons: 16
Coding region: 102-5918 (1938 amino acids)
Biological process (GO): double-strand break repair via homologous recombination; error-prone translesion synthesis
Cellular component (GO): nucleus; zeta DNA polymerase complex
Molecular function (GO): DNA-directed DNA polymerase activity; nucleotide binding; DNA binding
Source: RefSeq, a predicted model, not a curated record